Drosophila ananassae is the source of this 4495-nucleotide messenger RNA. It is a transcript of the gene glu, whose product is annotated as structural maintenance of chromosomes protein 4. Gene Ontology annotation, molecular function: protein binding; ATP binding; ATP hydrolysis activity. Gene Ontology annotation, biological process: mitotic chromosome condensation. NCBI's taxonomy places the organism in Eukaryota, Metazoa, Arthropoda, Insecta, Diptera, Drosophilidae. The transcript is spliced from 5 exons. The coding region runs from base 139 to 4353 and encodes 1404 amino acids. The record is from RefSeq and is a predicted model, not a curated record. Gene Ontology annotation, cellular component: chromosome.
AUUUUGUAAAAACAUUGAGUAUGCUCACCUGGUCACACUGUAAAAUAGCGUCCUAAUGCCCAUUGGCGCCUGAAAAGUCUUAACUGUGGAUUCAAGGAGUUAAACGUUACUUUGCGUUUUAUUUUAUCCAGCGACACGAUGCAGAAGGCGCGUGCCAGCGUGGGCACUCCGAAAGCUGGUCAGUUUCGGGUGCCAAAAACCCCACAGCAAGUACAAAAGCAACAGGAGGAGGAUGACGCCGCCGUAGACGCUCUGGACGAUGCGCUAAUCUUCGACGACGAGGAGGGCGGCACCCGGAUCGGCGAUAUCUACAUCCCGCCGCCGGUGCCGCCGCACUGCUCCAUGGAGAGUACCGGACCCCGGCUAAUCAUCAAGAAGAUCGUCAACCGGAAUUUCAAGAGUUAUGCCGGUGAAGUGGAGCUUGGACCCUUCCACCAGAGCUUCACGGCCAUCAUAGGACCCAAUGGCAGUGGCAAAAGUAACGUCAUAGACUCUAUGAUGUUUGUUUUCGGCUGCAGGGCGAAUCGCAUUCGUUGCAAGAAGGUAUCCACUCUGAUACACUCUUCCUCGCAGUUUCCCAACAUCCGGAGCUGUUCCGUGGCGGUGCACUUUGAACAGGUCGUGGACAAGGGGGAUGGGUCGUGCGAAUCUGUGCCGGAUUCCCAGAUUGUAAUAGAGCGUACCGCCAUGUCGGAUAACUCGUCGUUUUACAAAAUCAAUGGCCAGCGGGCCCAGCUGAAGGACGUUGCCAAGCUGCUCAAGAAACACCACGUUGAUCUGGAGCACAAUCGUUUCCUGAUUCUCCAGGGCGAGGUCGAGUCCAUUGCCAUGAUGAAACCGAAGGGCCAGCAGGAGAACGACACUGGCAUGCUGGAGUAUCUGGAGGACAUCGUUGGCACCCAGAGAUAUAUUCGACCGCUGCAGCAGAUCAAUCAGCGAGUGGAUCAACUGACGGAUGACCGGACGGAGAAGCACAAUCGCUGCAAGCUGGCCGAGCGCGAGAUGAAGGAUCUGGAGCAGCCAUUUAACGAGGCUGUGGAAUAUCUCAAGAAGGAAAACGACUUCGUGAGGACCAAGUCUUGGGUAACCCAAAAGUACAUAAGUAUUAAGAAGCAGAAGCUGGAGCAGUACACCAAGGAGCACGAGGUCUAUGUGGAAGAGUUGAGGGUCCAUGACGAGGGAACUGAUGCAUUGAAGAAGGAAAGGGCGGAAAAGGAACAAAUCAUCAGAAAGGAGAUAGAGGCCUAUGAAUCUCUCGUGAAAAAGCGGGAGCAAAUCAAAAAGAAACUGGUGGCAGCGGAAAGAGCCUACACCGAAGUCCAGAGCACCAUGGAAAAUACAAACAAACAGAGGAAAAAGGACAAAACCCAAAUAGAAAAAAACGAAAAGGAACUGGAGGAUCUGCACAAGUUGCCGGAAAAGAAUCAACAGGAGAUCGAAGAUUGUAAUAAGAAGCUAGAGCGUCUGGAGAAGGAGAAGGGCACUCUGAGCGAAGAGCUGGAGAAGCAGCUAGGCCUUUUGAAGGAAAAAAGUGAACCCUUGACCGAACAGCGUCUCAAGCUCAGUGACGAGCUGGUGGGUCUCAAGGAGAAGGUUAAUGCCGCAAAGGCCGAGCUCCAGGUGUUUGAGUCUCAACUGAAAAUCCUAAAACAGGCAGAGACCACAGAGACUAGGAAAUAUGAAACCCUUAAGAGCUCCUACGAGCAGUCGCAGCAAAGCCUCCAGGAAAAGGUGGCCAAAGUGGAUGAGCUAAAGGAGAGUAUUCCGCGAAUGAAGACGGAAAUUACCACGAAAUCGGCAGAAGUGGAUAAACUGGUCAAGGAAGAGAGGAACCUAUCCAUGCAAUGCAACAAAAUCAGGGUGGAGAUCAAUGAAAGAUCGAGUAACAUGCAAGCCCAACGUUCCAACGACAAGGUUCUCGACUUUCUCAUGCGUCUGAAGAUGGAGGGAAAAAUUCCUGGCAUCCUGGGUCGCCUUGGUAACUUGGGUGGCAUUGAUGCCAAGUACGAUGUGGCCAUUUCCACCGCCUGUGGUCGCUUGGAUAACAUCGUGACAGACACAUAUGACACUGCCUCGGAGGCCAUUGCCGCCUUGAAGAAGUACAAUAUUGGCAGAGCCACCUUUAUAACUCUGGAAAAGAUUGAGAAUCUUCGCCGGGAGGCUGAGACUCCAAUUAAUACUCCGGAGAACGUCCCUAGGCUGUACGACCUGGUGCAGAUCGAGGAUGAGCGCUUGAGAACCGCCUUUUACUUUGCCCUGCGCAACACCCUGGUCUGCAAUGACCUGGAGCAGGGAACUCGCAUUGCCUACGGCAGACAACGCUUCCGUGUUGUGACCUUGCGCGGUGACCUGAUCGAGGUUACGGGGACCAUGUCUGGCGGUGGCAAUCGCGCCAUGCGCGGCAAGAUGGGCACUCAAGUGAAGACAAAGACGGUGGAGUCUGCGGACAGUUCGCAAACAUCCCAGAAAGCCCUCGAAGACAUGCAAGUGCAGGCCGAGGAACUCCAGUCUAGGAUAAAUUACUGCCAGGAGCAGCAGGGCAGGUUGGAACGCGAGGUGCAAACCCUACAGAUGACCCAGCAGCGGGACGAGGCAGAGUACAAGCGGCUGGCGGUGAGCAUAACAUCGCUGCAGCAGCAAAUGGCCAGCAACCUGAAGCAGUGCGAGGCCCAGCGACAACGGAUGCUCAAGAAAACAACGGACGAGGGAGCCGUAAAGGAGCGCCAGGAACAGAUCGAAGCCGCCAAGCAAGAACUGGAACAGGCGCAGUUCGCCGAACAGGCCGUUUCCACUCAAAUCGAGGAGAUCCAAAACCAGUACGAUGCUUUGCGAAACGACAACGUGAAACCGGUGGAGGCCAAGAUCAAGAAGGUUACCAAUCAGAUGGAAAAACUGGCCGCCAAUGUGCGAUCCAUGAAUGUGGCUCUGGCCACCGCGGAGCGAAACAUUGAAAAAAUUACGGGAAACAAUAAUAAUCUCCGGGAGAACAUCAAAACGGCGGAGGAUAAACUGAGAACGCUGAGCGAUGAGCGACAAAAGUGCCAGGAGAAGAAGGAGGAGCUGGAGAAGGAAGCCGAGGAGGCGGAGGAAUCAAUCGGGAAAGCAAAAUCCCAAUCCUCCGACAUAAAAAAGGACAUCGACGAGCUGAGCAAGAAGGAGAAUCAACGGAACAUAGAACGCAUCGAAAUAGACACCAAGAUGCAAGCUGCGGCGGGAAAGAUGAACGAGGUCAAGUCCGACAUACCCAAGUGGAAGGCUCAACUGAAGCCCCUGACCCUUAACGAGAUUCCAGGCGAAACAGAGCCACAAGCGCCGCUCAAGGAGCUAACGGAGGAGGAACUGGAUGCGGAGACACUCGAGGACAUGCAGUACAAGCAGACCUUGCUGGAGGAGCAGCUGAAAAAGAAGCCGAAUCUCGGUUGCAUCAAGGAGUUCAACGAGAAGCGCAAUGUCUACCUGGAUCGUGUCCGUGUUCUGGAGGACAUCACCUCGAAGCGAAACGAAAUGCGCGACAAGUACGAGGAGGUGCGAAAGCGUCGCUACAAGGAGUUCAUGGACGGAUUCAGCAUCAUUACGAGAAAGUUGAAGGAAAUGUACCAGAUGAUCACCCUCGGUGGUGAUGCUGAGCUGGAACUAGUCGACUCCAUGGAUCCGUUCACCGAGGGCGUUAACUUUACGGUGCGGCCGCCCAAGAAGAGCUGGAAGUACAUAUCCAACCUCUCGGGUGGCGAGAAGACCCUCUCCUCCCUGGCUCUGGUGUUCGCCCUGCAUUACUACAAGCCCUCCCCCUUGUACUUCAUGGAUGAAAUCGAUGCCGCGCUGGACUUUAAGAACGUCUCCAUUGUGGGUCACUACAUAAAGGAGCGAACCAAGAACGCCCAGUUCAUCAUUGUGUCGCUGCGCGUGAACAUGUUCGAGUUGGCCAACUAUUUGGUUGGCAUCUACAAGGUCAGUGACUGCACGGACUCCAUUACGCUCCUGAACCAUCCACCGCAGCUGGCCACGCAACAGCCGACUCUGCCCUGCAAUCAGACCUUGGACGACACACAGAGGCCGGAGAACGAGAAGGACAAGGAGCAGGAGAGCCAAGCCAGACCAUCGGAGGUGGAAAACCCCCCCGAAAAAGAGACCGGCGGUAGGGAAACUACUUUUGCUCCACCCAUGGACAGUACGGGUAUAAAUGAGACGCAAACACAGCCACGACCAACGAAGUCCGUGGGACCUGGAAGGGAAACCACAUUUCUGCCGCCAGUGGAAAGCACGGCCAUCGAAGAUUCGACACCCACGCCAAGACCAUCCGUCGAUAUUUCGUUGCAGAGUCCACCUAGCUCUCCGGAUCCUGUCCAGACCUAACCUCCAAGAGAUUCUAGUAUCCUUCAUCUAUUGUUAAAGAAAUCGCGACUAGGGCUAAGUCACUCCUUCAUUUUUUCUUAUAUUUUCCAUACCAUGUUACCGUAAAGUUUAUCGAAAAAAAUACAAAAAUUAUUUUAUUCAA